AUGCGGAAUGAGAGCCAUACCGGUAAACUGAUCUGCCGCGUCAACUACUAUGAAGCCAUCUUUGACACCAUCUCAGACGACGACAUCCUCGCUGCACUUGCUGAGGUCGAUCAGGAUCAGGAUCCAAACACGACAAGUCAGUCUACCAUUGUGGUGGAUGUUAAUGAUAGCGAGGACGAAUCGAUCAUAGACGACAACGACGAUGACCUCGCUGCAUUCGCUGAGGUCGUUCAGGAUCAGGAUCCAAACACAACAAGUCAGUCUACCAUUGUGGUGGAUGAUUAUGAGGAUAGCAAUAGCGAGGAUGAGCCGCUCAUAAGGCGGCGCCCAGGUUGGAAAAGCGUUUCCAGUUCGGAGUCAAUCCAACUCGACGAUGAAAGCGAGGAUGAUCUGCAGAGGCCAUUAACACAAGUCAUAUCAACACAAAGCUCCUCUUCCAGUCAUGCAAGCACUUCAAGCACUUUGUUGCCCGAGUGGACCUCUCCAAUGCCCUCCACCAUGGAUACUGCUUCUGGAUGCAUGGCCAUUAGCAUAGAGCAGGCGGCUAAAGGCCUUCAAGGCUACACGAACCUAUACAUUAUUGGUCUUUAUAGUUUCUUGAACCGGCCCAUCUAA
Linnemannia hyalina is the source of this 615-nucleotide messenger RNA. Lineage: Eukaryota; Fungi; Mortierellomycota; Mortierellomycetes; Mortierellales; Mortierellaceae. The record is from the annotation of a GenBank genome assembly.